This is a messenger RNA of Closterium sp. NIES-65, 4227 nucleotides long. The record is from the annotation of a GenBank genome assembly. Lineage: Eukaryota; Viridiplantae; Streptophyta; Zygnematophyceae; Desmidiales; Closteriaceae.
AUGCCCGGCGCGACGCUGACGGACACGCGUCCGUCGAUGGACGGCUUGCUCCACGGCGUCGCCAGCGGCGGUGAUGGCGACCCUCCGGUGGCGAUUGCGACCUUUGAGGUUUUCCGAAAGACUCUCACCGGUGCAGACGACCGCCGCGAUACGGCGAGUGAGAUCGCCGGAUCGCCGACGAUCACCGGCGGCGACGGCGCUUCACCAGAGAAUGAGGCGCGCUGUGAGUCGACGCCAGCGGCAGCGGGAAGACCCGCCGAUGCCGUUGCAGACGGUAUGGAACCUGAUAAUGCUGCAGAAGCGGCAGGAUCAGCGGAAGGAGCAGGAGUAGCACCAGCAGCAGCAGCAGAAGCACCAGCAGAAUCAUCAGCGGAAGCAUCAGAAGCAGCACCAGUGGCAGCAGCAGCAGCGACGGGCGUUGGCUUGGCGGCGGGUGAGUCGGCUGAGCGGCGCGACGGCGGUUCAGGCGAGGGGAUUGGCGGCUGGUGGGGCAGGCGAGCCGCAGAGAGCGGCGAGUCGGCGGGGAAGGAUUCGUGCAACGAUUCCGACGAUUCGGCGGCGAGCGACUGGAACGGCUGGCGAGCGGAGAAGGCGGCGACGGAUGGCGAGCACGUGCCGUAUGAUGGCGAAAAGGUGGGGACUGGUGGUGAAAAGGCGGCGACAGAUGGCGCAAAGGAAGGGAACGGUAGCGAAGAGAAGGCGGCAGAUGGCGAAAAGGAAGGGAACAGUGGCGAAAAGAAGGCGGCAGAUGGCGAAAAGGAAGGGAACAGUGGCGAAAAGGUGGGGAAAGGUGGCGAAGGGGCGGCGACGGGAGGAGGUGCGGCGAGGCGACAGAGGAAGACGGCGGAGGCUGCUGCAGCCGCCAUGAAGCGGAAGGUACGGCAGAGCAGUGUGAAGUUCACGCGGCCACGCCUGGCAGCCAUCUCGCUUGGCGGCUUCUUCACCUCCAUGCGCGCGCGCAUGGCGCUGCUGGAUGCGCGCAUGCCGCGAGAAACGGAAGAGGAGGACGAGGAAGAUGAGAUGGAUGACGAGGAUGAUGACGUGGACGGUGAGGAUGAUGACGUGGACGGAGAGGAUGAGGACGUGGGCGGAGAGGCGGAGGAGGAGGAUGAGAAGCCCAAGGCAGGGACGAGCGGGCGAGGAGAAGGGGAGAAUGCCAGGGGCGGCAGUGUCAGUGGCGAUGCUGCUGCUGUGUCGAGUGGUCUGAUCGCCGAAAUGCUGCACCGCUUCGCACAGGAGGAGGAGGAAGGCGAUGAGGAGGAUGAUGAGCUUAUCGUGCUUGACUGCUCCCCUCCUGCUGCCGCUGCCACUGCGACAGCAGGAGGGGCAGCAGGAGCGGCAGCAGGAAAAGAUGCAGAUGAGAAGGGAAAGGGGGAGGAGAAGGGAGAGGUGGAAGGCGACUGUGCUGUGAAGCAAGGGGCCCAGGCAGGAAGGGAUGCGCGGAUGAACCGUGGAGAAUACGAGGCUAGGGACGACGACACGAUGAGGGCCAUGUGGGAACAGGGUGGGGAGGGAGGGAAGAGAGAGAAGGGGGGAACGGGGGAGAAGGGGGAUAAGGGAGAAAAGGGGGAGAAGGGGGAUAAGGGAGAGAAGGGGGAGAAGGGGGAUAAGGGAGAAAAGGGAGAGAAGGGAGACAAAGGGGGAACGGAGGAGAAUCGGGACAAGGGAGAGACGGGCAGUGUAAUGAAGUGCCCAGGGAAGGGAUGUGGCACUGGCGAGGGCAGGGGUAGGGACGGGCCUGGGAGGAUCAAGGAGCGAGAGAAGGUGUGUGGGCGAGCGCAUGUGGGGAGUGCAGGGACGGCAGUGGACUCUAGCGCUGGUGUUGCAACGAGGGAGGCAGCUGCUGGGGCGUUUAGUGGGAGAGGGGCAGUGGAGGGAGAGAAUACAGGCAGUGCAGGGCGAGGACAGGAAGGGGAGGAAGGGGCACGCAAGGCAGGGGCGGUGACAGCAGGGCAGAAACCAGAUGCGGGCGGUGAUGGGGGGAAACUGGGAGGUUCAGAGGUGGGGAAGCAGGGGGCGGCUGAUGGGGAAAAUCAGGGGGACGCAGAGGGGGGGAAGCUGGGGAGCGCAGAAAGGGGGAAACAGGGGGAAGCAAGGGGGGUAAAGCAGGGGGGAGACGUGCGGUGGUGGGUGGGGGCGCGUAAGGCAGCAGGAGUGGGGCCCAAGUCGCUGAGUGAGUGGGCCAAGGGGCGCGGGGGAGGGGCGGAUACGCAAGGGGGGAAGGGGGCAAGUGCAGGAAGGGGCGCAGGUGGGGCUGCUGCUGCUGGUGCUGGUGUUAAUGUUGCUGCUGCUGCUGGUGAUGGUGGUGUUGGUGGUGCUGCUGCUGGUGAUGGUGGUGUUGGUGGUGCUGCUGCUGGUGAUGGUGGUGUUGGUGGUGGUGCUGCUGGUGAUGGUGGUGUUGGUGGUGCUGCUGCUGGUGAUGGUGGUGUUGGUGGUGCUGCUGCUGGUGAUGGUGGUGUUGGUGGUGCUACUGCUGGUGCUGGUGCUGGUGCUGCAGCUGCUACAACUUCUGCUGCUGCUUCUGCUGACGACGUUACUAUUGCUGCUGCUGUUGCCGGUGCUGCCGGUGCUGCCGGUGUUGCCGGUGCUGCCGGUGCUGCCGGUGCUGCCGGUGCUGCCGGUGCUGCCGGUGCUGCCGCUGGAGGUAUAGGUAAUCAAAGCGGGGAUACAGGCAAGGGAUCUUGUGGGGUGAGAGCAGCUGGGCGGAGAUUCAUUGACGACGCUGCUAUGGAAGAUGGGGGGGAGGAUGAGGAGGAGAGAGGAGGGAAUGAUGAUGAGGAGGAGGAUAGGGGUAGAGCUUUGGGGGAGAAUGGGCGAGAUGCGAAUUGGGACCGGAUGGAUAUAGAGGAUCUAGGAGAAGAUAACAGUGAGGGUGAGAGUGAGGGCAACGAAGAUGCUUGUAACGAGGACGAAGGAGAGGGGGAGGUUGACAAGGGGGUGGGAGAUGAGGAAGAGGGGGAAGGAGAGGAAGAGAAGGAAGAGGGGGAAGAGGGGGAAGAGGGGGAGGAGGGGGAAGAAGGGGAGGAUGAGGAAGAGGAAGGGUCAGAUGGUGCGUUGGAGCGAGCGGCGCUACACAGGCAGUGGGAGGAGGAGGAGGAUGAGCGCGUGCAGGGGGCGGUGAUGGGCGGAGUGCAGGGGGGCUGGGCGCAUGUGCGCAUGGGCAGGCGGAACCAGGGUGGGGGGGAGCGGGGGAGCAGGGGGGUGGGUCUGAUGGGGGAUGGGGAGGAGGAGGAAGAGGAAGAGGAGGAGGCGGAGGAGGAAACGGGGGAGGAUGGAGGGUUGAGGAAAGGCGGAGUGAGGAAGAGGAAGAGUGGAGAGAGUGGGAAGGGAGAGGGAGGGAAAGCGAAGGGGGCAGGUGGUGGGGAGUGGGGGUUACUGGCAAAGAAAGUGAGAAUGCUGAAAGAGAGGGCGGGGGGAGGAGGGGAAAAUAUUGUUGGAGAGGGGAAUGGAAUGGAGCAGGAUGGCAAUUCGUGUGGCGCAACUGAGAGUGCGGAGAGGAAGAGCAGAGGAGAGGGAGAAGAGGCGGACGAUUACUUUCCAAGUGAUGAUGCUGAGAAUGGCAGCAUCAGCGACAGUGAUGAUAGCAACGGCGCAGGCAGUGGUGAUGGUGAUGGUGAGGGAGAUAAAAGUGAUGAGGAGGAGGAUGGUGAUGAGGGCAAGAGAGCAUCGCAAGACCUGGCAGAGCAGAUGCGAGCCAAGAGACGCGUGGAGGAGAUGGUGAGUGGGGAAGAUGGGAAAGGCGGUGAAUGGGGCAGUGAUGAGUUGGGGGGAGGUUGGGUGAGGGGCGACAGAGGUAGACGAGCAGUGGGAAGGAGCUCCACAUUAAGGCAGGUGGUGCACGAGCCACGGGGCAGGGGAGGCAGCACUUUCAUUGCAAGGAGGUUCAAUGCGCUUUUAGGGCAGUGGCAGCACUCUCAUCCCCCUCACUCCAUUCUCUCUUCCUCCCUCUCCUCAACUCCCCUUCCCCUCCUUAAAUGGCAGCACCACAGUGGGCAUCACAGGGAGGUGCGGGACACAGUACUGGGGCAGUGGAGGCAGCACUCCCACCGCAACAUCACAGUCGCACCUUCCUUAGGCCUGCGAGCCUCCUCCCUUCUCGGGCAGCUUUCAAAGCUGCCCAAGGACUUCAAUUUCACCACGGGCAGCUCUGGAAGGACCGGGCAAGCUGGCUCUUCUCGAGCAUACAUCUUCAAAGCCAAGGAAGCAGCAGACGGGGAAGACUCUUGA